UUUAUUGCAGCCAAUGACAAGCUGUGGUUCUGGCUGGAAGUGAACUCCGUAGUAGAUUUCUUCACGGUCCCCCCAGUGUUUGUGUCUGUGUACUUAAACAGAAGUUGGCUUGGUUUGAGAUUUUUAAGAGCUCUCAGACUGAUACAGUUUUCAGAAAUUUUGCAGUUUCUGAAUAUCCUUAAAACAAGCAACUCCAUCAAGCUGGUGAAUCUCCUGUCCAUAUUUAUCAGCACGUGGCUGACUGCUGCGGGGUUCAUCCAUCUGGUGGAGAAUUCAGGGGACCCAUGGGAAAAUUUCCAAAACAACCAGGCUCUUACAUACUGGGAGUGUGUCUACUUACUCAUGGUCACGAUGUCCACCGUCGGUUACGGGGAUGUUUAUGCAAAGACCACGCUUGGGCGCCUCUUCAUGGUCUUCUUCAUCCUCGGGGGACUG
Molecule: messenger RNA, 435 nt
Organism: Galeopterus variegatus (Sunda flying lemur)
Lineage: Eukaryota; Metazoa; Chordata; Mammalia; Dermoptera; Cynocephalidae
Product: calcium-activated potassium channel subunit alpha-1-like
Exons: 4
Biological process (GO): transmembrane transport; monoatomic ion transport
Cellular component (GO): postsynaptic membrane
Molecular function (GO): large conductance calcium-activated potassium channel activity
Source: RefSeq, a predicted model, not a curated record